GUAAGCAAAACAAAAUGAUGAAUUGACAAAAAAGACCUAGUCAAUUACAUAGUCAAGCAGCUGUCAUUUUUUCUUUCUGGAUAUACAAAACUCAUCAACUAUCCCCCCCAAACCCUUUCCUCUUUCUCUCUUACUUGACAGCAAAUUAGAGUUUUCAAGCUCUUUAAUUUUCUCUCUCUUAACCUACCCUCCCCUUUCUCUCUCUACCUCUGUUUCUUUCUUGAUGAAUAUGAUGAUCAUCAUCAUCACAAUCAAUGGAUUAUUCCUGUCAUUUUCAAGUUUAUGAUCAUCAAACAACAUAGAAAUAUAUCAUUCAAUUUUCAUCAUAUACAAAAUUUAUAAUAUAUAGUUUGAUCAACCAUAUAUUAUACGAAGAAACUCCAAGCUAGCUAAGUAUAUAUUUAGUUAUUUACUACCAUGGAUCAUAAUUACCAUGGACAUCAUCAAUACAGAUCACCCUUUGGAGAUACAACAUACACAAAAGUCUUUGUUGGAGGGUUAGCAUGGGAAACUCCUACAGAAAAAAUGCGUGCUUAUUUUGAUCAAUUUGGGGAGAUUCUUGAGGCUGUCAUCAUCACUGAUAAGAACACUGCCAAGUCCAAAGGCUAUGGUUUCGUAACGUUUCGAGACCCUGCGGCCGCGACAAGGGCGUGUUUGGAUGCUAAUCCGAUGAUUGAUGGACGAAGAGCAAAUUGUAACAUUGCUUCUUUUGGUCGCCCUAGGCCUUCACCACCAAGAGGUAGAAGUAAUCAAGGAGGAGUAGCAAUACAAGGACAACAGGCAUCAUCGUCGUCGUCGUAUAGUGGAAUGCCAACGCCACAACAGACAUUGCCAACACCUUAUUUUUAUCCUUAUGGGUACCCUUAUACAGCCUAUGGUUACCAAGGGGUAUACAAUCCACAACAAAUGCAACAGCAAUCACAACAAUACUAUGCACAAUUCUAUGGUGCUGCUGCUGCAGCUGCAGCUGCAGCUGCAGCUGCUUCCCCUUCUAAUUCAUCUUUAGGGACACCCUUUUAUUAUGGUGGUUAUUCUUUGCCUAAUACUGCUACUACUCGAACUCCCGGUUUUUCGUCCCCGACUCCGGCUCAUCGGAUUGCUGCUCCCUCUUACGUUUACUACCCUACGCCGGUGGACGGUGGGGCUGGAACCUUUCCAACACCGUACCCUGCGGCGGCGGCGGCUGUUCCCUCUGCUCCUCCUGCAAGUCUACAACACCCUUCUAAUACUCCCCAAGUCCCUUCUUCUACAGAGGAAUCACAAGCUCAACAAAGCACCUCCGUAGAGACGGACACCGUGGUAAUCCAUUCUUCCGAGGGUCCAAGCAAUUGAGAUGGAUCUCAACAAAGUUCACAAUUUGUAUAAUCUUUUAACAAAAAUUCAAUGUUCUUGAAAAAAUUCCCUUUUUCAUAACCAACUUUUUAUAAGUAUAAAUUUUUCCGGGUCCUAAGCUGUCACGUACGUUACAUUCGGGUCAAUGAAUGGUACGUACUUCAACAAGGAGAGAAAGAGAGAUGUCUCGAUCAAUUCUGGCAAUGGUGGUAGCCAUGGACUGACCAAUAUUACUAUUAUUAUUAUAAUUAUUUACUAUAUUAUGCAAAACUCACUUAUUCUUUAUUUUCCGAAAAUAAUUCUUUGUGAAUUGUUCUUUAAUUUAUUUUACUUUAUCUCUUUCUCA
Messenger RNA from Spinacia oleracea (spinach), 1678 nucleotides. RefSeq lists its product as uncharacterized. Gene Ontology annotation, molecular function: RNA binding. NCBI's taxonomy places the organism in Eukaryota, Viridiplantae, Streptophyta, Magnoliopsida, Caryophyllales, Amaranthaceae. The transcript has 6 exons. The record is from RefSeq and is a predicted model, not a curated record. Bases 418 to 1332 code for a protein of 304 amino acids.